GGCUAUAGUCAAGAGCGACGGUCAGCUGACGCCGUCAACACAACACCCAGCCCUCCCAGUCAUGCUUCAAGUCUAACUUCUUCAUGCAAACUGCACCUACUAUACAAGAAGAAGUCUAACUUGAUGUUAAGUGUUAAUUCUUAAAACACUUCUGGUUCCUGCAUCAACUGGCAACAACAACAACGAUAUUGAAGCCUUGUUAAAUAGUAACUACUGACGUGUCACUGUGACGCGUCUCCUAACAUUACCACUCGUAUAGUCAUCUGAAGGAGAGAACCUGCACGCAAACUGCACCUACUAUAAAGAAGUUGUGUUUACGGUCACAGCCCCAAGUGUGAUGAUCGUAUGAUUGAGUCAAGAUGCCUUUCCAACAAGCUGGAGCUGCAGAGGUUCUUAGAGCAUCUCAGAAGGAUGAGAGUUUUCUUGACCAUCUGAAGAGCUGUGUCUCUGAGGUUGUCCAAAGGUCAGCAGGUACUAGAGUGUGGCUGGACAUACAUAAACAUGCCGAGAUUCUCUGUGAGUUUGCUUAUUACAGCUUGACUACAUUAUGUCUUCGUCAAACCCUAGGAGAGGAGUACACAGGGAUACUAGAAGUUGACCACACAAAGAGAAGAUUACCAAACACUUUUGAGAGGGUAGCCAUGGUAAUACUUCAAUGUUUUGGUCCAGAAGUUAUACGAAGGCUGCUAUCCAAAUUGGAAGACUCUUCUAGAGCUGGAAAGUUAUCCAUAUACCUCCGGCCAGAGCUGAAGAAUCUUGUACUGCAACACAUAUCAACUCUAAAAUACUCCAUUACCCUGUUGCAUCGUCUUCACCUAGCCACUUUUUAUUUUUCUGGUGCAUUUUAUCAUUUAUCUAAAAGAAUUACUGGUAUAAAAUAUGUUUUGGUACGUGAAUGGUAUGGUGACAGUUCUGCAAGCAAAUCAUUUCAAAUCCUAGGAAUGGUGCUGCUUACUCAUACCCUUUUGACUACUGUGUAUGCAGCUUAUACACACUUGUUUCUCAAGCUUCCGACGGAGAAUACACAGCCAUCAGCAAAGUGUUACAUAGAGAGUAAAAAGCAGUGUGCUCUGUGUCUUGACGAGCGAAAGUACUCGUCAGUCACACCCUGUGGACACCUGUUCUGCUGGCACUGCAUCCAGGAGUGUCUGCAGACAAGUCAGCAGUGUCCACUGUGCAGACAUCCGGCAACACCUUCUCAAGUGGUGCCCCUACUUAAUUAUGACUGAACUGUGGUCAUAUUGUAAGUGAAAUAACCUUUCAGGUAUACAUAGUAUGCAGUUUUAUGUAU
Molecule: messenger RNA, 1291 nt
Organism: Procambarus clarkii (red swamp crayfish)
Lineage: Eukaryota; Metazoa; Arthropoda; Malacostraca; Decapoda; Cambaridae
Product: peroxisome biogenesis factor 10
Biological process (GO): protein import into peroxisome matrix
Cellular component (GO): peroxisomal membrane
Molecular function (GO): zinc ion binding
Source: RefSeq, a predicted model, not a curated record